Adineta steineri is the source of this 546-nucleotide messenger RNA. NCBI's taxonomy places the organism in Eukaryota, Metazoa, Rotifera, Eurotatoria, Adinetida, Adinetidae. The record is from the annotation of a GenBank genome assembly.
AUGGCAACAGCAACAGCGGCUGGUAAAGCACGAUGUGUCACAUGUGGAAAAGAAAAAAGUACAUCUCGAUGUGAUGGAUGUUCUCAACCAUUUUGUUACAAACAUCUUGGAGAUCAUCGACAAGAAUUAAAUAAACAACUAGAUGAAAUUGAAGUCAGUCGAGAUCUUUUCCGACAAACUCUUACAGAACAAUCAGCUAAACCAGAAAAUCAAACAUUAAUGAAACAAAUCAAUCAGUGGGAACAAGAUUCAAUUGCUAAAAUUCGUCAAACAGCAAAUGAAGCUAGAAAAUUAAUAAUGAAACAUACCACUAAAUAUCUGACUGAAAUUGAAACCAAAUUAAACACAUUAACUAAACAAUUACGAGAAAGUCGUGCAGAAGAUGAUUUCAUUGAAGCAGAUCUUCAACGAUGGAACAAACAAUUAACACAAAUGAACAACGAAUUAGAUAAACCUUCAACCAUUAAGAUCCAACACGCUUUGACACCAUUAAUCAAUACAAUUCGUAUUAAUUUAUCAGGUAAUCUUUCAGUAUUAUAUUUCUGA